Molecule: messenger RNA, 2676 nt
Organism: Pimephales promelas (fathead minnow)
Lineage: Eukaryota; Metazoa; Chordata; Actinopteri; Cypriniformes; Leuciscidae
Gene: ppp1r3aa
Product: protein phosphatase 1, regulatory subunit 3Aa
Biological process (GO): regulation of glycogen biosynthetic process
Cellular component (GO): protein phosphatase type 1 complex
Molecular function (GO): glycogen binding; protein phosphatase 1 binding
Source: RefSeq, a predicted model, not a curated record
AUGUCUGUGGAAGAGCUUGCACCCUCCACGGUCUCCUACAACAUGGACAUCUGCAGGGACUGGAUGAUGAAAAACAAAGAGGAAAUCAUCAAAUUAGAGAAAACCGUGGAGCGGAUUUCAGAUGGAAGCUCUGCAGAGGAAUCGGAGGAGGAACCCGAGCCCCCACCGGUAGCCGCGCGAAGAAAGGUGUCGUUUGCGGAUGCCUUUGGUCUAGACCUGGUUUCUGUGAAGGAAUACGAUAACCGGGAUGUAUCAAGGCCGGAGGUGGACGGUAUAGAGGGUGAUGAAUACUACAUCUCAUGCCUCUUCACCCUCCCAGUCUUAAACGGGGACAUGGAAGUGAGACUUCAGAAGCAGAAGCUGGAGCUGGAGCGCAUCGAGCUUCUCCCUGGAUCCACCACGAUCCGGGGCAUCGUCCGCGUUCUUAACCUCUGCUUCCACAAGGCCGUCUACAUCCGAGUCACGCUGGACGGCUGGCAGAGCCACUCCGAGCUGCUGGCCGAGUACGUGCCCGGGUCUAGCAAUGGAGAGACGGACUGCUUCUCUUUCCUGCUCGUGUUGACGCCUCCGUUCCAGGUCGAAGGGGUUCGGGUGGAGUUCUGUCUGCGCUACGAGAGCGACGUCGGAACUUUCUGGGACAACAAUGGAGGGACGAACUACAUCGUCUUCUGCCACCAAAGACGAAGGAGUGAUCAGAGAGAAAAAGAGAAAGAAAGUGAAAGGGAGAAGUUAGUCGAGGAGAGUAACCAGAAAAGCAUCAGGAGCUGCCUUAAAGCAAUCAGUAAAAAGAUCUACAUAGAGACGACACCCGCAGAGGCGAGCGGGGGGAUCUCAGAGCAAGACAGACCGAAAACGGAGGAGGAAGCAGGAAUCACUCCCUACAAAUCCAUUAAGGACUGCUGCAAAACCCUGGCGGAUCGUCGCAGGAAACGUCAAGCUGCUCGUUUGGCACACGUGCAAGACUACUUCGCUCAGAAAGCAAUAGAAACCCAGAAUAGAUGUAAUUCCAACACAAAUGAAAGAAGGCUUGGUAUGCCCAGUAGAACUGACCUGCCGGUUCUCCACAGCCGACAAGGACACGGUAUGGACACGCCACCUAUACUAACGUACCACCAGAUCCCUUUACUUUCUCUGGAUUGGGGCAGCACAACAACGACAACAACCACCCCUCCCGAUGCCUACAGUCAAACAAGCUGGCAAGUUGAAGAUCACCUCGCAAAAUCCACUUUUCUUAACAGCACUGACACAACACACACUCAUAUACAGGAACAAACAUGUGCUCCAGAGACACUUUGCCAAUCAGAAGAUGUAGAUUCAAGGGAUAAAGUCGUAAUUUCAUUGGAGGACAAGGGAUCUGAGAAAGGCAACAACCAUGGAUCUGGUGACAUGACAGCAAUGGAAAUUGUAAGAUGUGAUCCGACAGAGCAAUCAGAAGGUCCUUCUGGAGAUCAGGUUUUGGGUUACCAGCCAAGGCUCAUUAGAGUAGCAUGUUCUGCUCUGGGAUCGGAGCCAGAGAGGGCGGGAAGAGAGUUUGAGGCAUCUCGUGACCGCCAAACCUCACAUCACGAGCACACAAGGGGAUCUUUGAGUCAGGACACGACCAAGGCCAGCUCGGGGGACGAAACUCGAACCGCACACGACACCGACACUCAGAAUUCAGAAGCCGGAGAUGGAAUCUCACCUGAAGAAUUCACAGGCAGCUUCGACACCUCAAAGGUUAAAGAAAACACACACAGAGCGGUCAAAGACACCCUGACAUUUACGCCUAUCGGGGACGUGUCGCUCACAAAUAGACAGGCCGAGAGAUCUUCUUCAGAAAGGGAAGAUAUAAAUAAAGAUGAUAGCGAAGAGCAGGUGGAAAUCAGAGAGUUUUAUAGAGGAGUACAUGAAGAGGAGACGGAAAGCAGCGCAAAAGGACGAGAUGAAACAACCACGGAUCACAGCGCAGAAAUACAGAGCGUUAAUGAGAGCGAUUUAUGCAUGUCGAACGAGAAUCUAGAGCUACUGAAAAUCGAAGAGCGAAGGUUUGAGGCAAACGAAGGACUUGAGACGACUGCUGAAGAAGGGGAAAGCGCUGGGAAACGUUCAGAAAGCAAACGAGAGCUUGUGGAGGAGAAAGAGUUUGAGUUACUCGAGGCGAACUAUCCAGCAGUUAGCACUGACCCGUCCAAACACCUCCUUCACACAACAUCGGCAAAGAAAGGUGAGGUUACUUCUCCAGAUGAGGACUUUGAGCUUGGAAAGACUCUCAGAAACUUUCAAGAACCCCAGCGACCCAAACGAGAGGGUGAACACCGCACGCCGUUACCCAGCAUGCACCUGUCCUGGGUGGACGGCAGCAGUGGGAUGUUGUCAUGGUGGAGGGAGUUCUGCUCCAUAGGUCACAUGACCAAGGCUCUUGUGUAUGCUAUUCUGUUUGUGAUCUUCAUAACGGCGUAUCUGUACGACCUGCCGACCUGGCUUGGACUGUCGGUUUUCUCUGUGCUGGUUGUGCAGCCAGGGCAUGAAACAGCGUCUGGAUGGGGCUGUUGAUCAGGCAAGGAAUUUCUUGUCAAAUGAUGUGUGUUUCUUAAACGAGAAGUGACGUGAAGUGAUGCUACGGGCCAAGCUUUGUUUUUCAUAUCCUUAAAAAGUCCUUAAAAGAAGGAGUAGUUCACUUAAAAAAAAAAAAAAAAA